Molecule: messenger RNA, 3147 nt
Organism: Ostrea edulis (European flat oyster)
Lineage: Eukaryota; Metazoa; Mollusca; Bivalvia; Ostreida; Ostreidae
Exons: 1
Coding region: 192-2507 (771 amino acids)
Molecular function (GO): zinc ion binding
Source: RefSeq, a predicted model, not a curated record
AAAAUGGGAGUACUCUGCCGUUUAAUGCACACUAAAGAAAUCCCAUAGCAGUGGUUUGUAUACAGUCACUUUUAACUUUGUGUAUUGACUAAAUAACAGUGGCUAUUGAAGAAUUGCAAAUUCUAAGCUAUAACAAAGUGUUAUAAACUGUUACGAAGUGGAUACCAAACAUGGGAAUAUUUUGAUGCCUGAUGUACCGCACAUACAAGGGAAGUGUUGAAAAAACAUUUGAAAACGAUUUCACAAAUACCCAAGGCAUUAGUAUAGAAGAUCAGUCGAUAAACACUCGACAAGCAUCUCUUCAGAUUGAAAAAAAUGCGGAAGACCUGGAGUUGAACCAGGUAGACGAUUCUGUGGGACUCGUAGAAAGUCCCCGAAUCCGCACUGCAACAGAGAGUUCUGAAGAACUGGAGGAUUCGGACUGGAAAAGUGAACCGAGUCCCGAUCUUUAUGAAAAUAUGGAAAAAACAUCUCGAUCGUCCGCGGAGAUGACUUCAUCCUCAACUGAAAAGGGGGGUUUGCUACACGAGAGUGUGACUAAAUGUUCCAUUUGUGCGGACAAAUUCCGAAAUCCCAAAAGUUUGCCGUGCUUGCACACGUUUUGCCUACCAUGUCUCUCUCGAUAUAUUACACAAUUCGUGCAAGGAAACAAGGGCAUCAAAUGGAGCGGGUUUCCUUGUCCGACAUGCCGAACCACUGUUACACCAACUGAUACCACUGUAGAUGCAACCAUGUGGGCUGAACAAUUCCCUACAAAUAAUUUUGUCUUGAGCGUCAUGGAUAUGAUGAGUUUUGAAAAUGCUGAAAAAACAUGCAAUUCCUGUGAAAGACAGAACAAAAAAGGUACAAAAGCGGAUAUGUGGUGCAAGAAUUGCAAACUUUGUCUUUGUACAAACUGCCUGUCUUUCCAUAACGCCAUGUUUCUUGACCACCAACCUGUAUCAAUAGCAAAAGCUACGAAAGAAUCGGCUAUGCUUGUGGAUAGUCAAGAUAUGCGAUGCACACGUCACAAAGAAAACCUUAACUUAUUUUGCAACGACCAUCAAGCUCUUGCUUGCUCUACAUGCGUCGCAGUUGAACAUCGACGUUGUGUGCGAGUGAUGACUUCAGAGGAUUAUGCCCGAGAAUUGAAAUCUAGCGAAGAACUAGAUUGCGUCAUACAUCAGUACAAUGAAUGUCUGAAAAGUCUAGAAGAUAUUGUCCAAGAAAAUUUGCGACAAAGUAUUCAUAUAUCCAACAGAAAACAAGAAAUUGUCAACAAAAUCACGGAGUGCAGAGAGCAGAUCAAUUGCCAUUUGGAUGAUAUUCAGAACAACUUUUUGUACAAACUCAAUGAAACUCAUACAGAAGAGGUCGACAAAAUUAACACUCAAAGUCGAGAAAUAAAAAUACUACAAACAGCAGUCGAACAUUCAAAGAAAAUGGUUGAAGCGACCGUAGUAUACGGCGGAGAUUCACAACUAUUGUCCACUCUUCUAAAAGCAAAGUCAAAUUCCUUAGAUUACAAACAAAAAGCCAUAGAAACUUCUGAGAAAACCGAAGACGUCGACUACUCCUUCCAAAUGGACAAGCAAGUUCGCAAUUUCCCUACUUCAAUUCAAGAAUUUGGGGAAAUGAAAGUGGUUAGGGCCAAAAGAGGAAUUCCAAAAUCGAUCUCAGGCAUGAAACAAAUGUUUGAGAGAAAGACCAAAGAAAUACAUCAUUUCUUCGUCAGGCUUCCGUCAGAUAACAUUGACUGUGUCAUUACAAGCGGUCUGUACUUGCAGGACGGACGUCUGAUCAUUUGUGACUUCCAUAAUCGUUGCGUUAAAAUGUUCAGAGACACCGGGGUUUUCAUUACGAAACUUCUUAUGCAAUCUGAGCCCUUUGGGAUUUGUAGACUUGACAAUGCUACAGUAGCCGUAACCCAGCCAAAUAACCGAGAAAUAUCAAUCAUUGCCAUCAACGAUGACCAGAUGAAUAUGGUCAAUUCUCUCCUUCUUGGCAAAGUCUGCUAUGGAAUUGAAAAAAUUAACGACGAACUGAUUGUCCUUUUACCAAUGGAGAAAUCUCUUCCUUCUUUGUGCACUAUGGAUAUCGACGGAACGAUAAAUAGGACAGUCAAGAAAGACAGCACUGGACGGCCGAUGUUCGAACACCGACCAUUUCACAUCACUGUCAACAAACACACGCGCGAAAUCUACGUGACCCAGAAAACGACGGCCGCGCGAGACAAACGCGGUUUGAUCCUCAGGGAAGAUCUUAAUGUCAAAACCGAUAUACAUCAUAAAGACAUCCGAUGGGCACGUGGUAUAGAUAUUGACUUCGAAGGAAACGUGUACAUCUGCGGACAAACGUCGUCUAAUGUUGUACAGUUUACGCCCGACUGUUCUCAGUCACGAGUUAUCCUGUCGGCUUCUGGCGGGAUUCAGCAUCCCGCAGCUAUCGGUUUCAAUCACAAUAAAUUCUUUUUGACUGAUGUAGGUGACGACCACAGAAAUUUAGUGAAGAUAUUUGAAAUGAGUUGACAUUUUUGUACCAUAUAAUGUGUUCCACGAUGAUUGAAUAGAUUUACAAAAAUAAGCUUACAACACAUUGUAAUUUAUUUUAUUGUAAAUGAAAAGAAAAUCCUUACACUUCUAUACCUUGCAAUAAUUUACAAAAAUGAGUUAGUUUUAUGUUUGUAAUCACAUUCUCUCGGACACAUCAUAAAUAUCACACUUUACACAGCUGAAGUAAACUCCAUUCCACUGCAGAAACUUUCAAUCACGUCUUUGCACCAUAAUUAGGAUUCGAUGACACAUCUUCACCAAUUGUUCUGUUCACUCAGAUGAUUAGAUGUAAUAAGAGGUGUGUAAUGUCUGCAGUGAUACUAACCAAAGACUAGCUUCAGCGCUAUCACCACAACGUUUAUUCCUACAAGUGGUACUGAAACAUAAAACAAAACCCUCUAUUUUGUGAUUUCAAUAUAUGGAGAUUAAUGAAAUUUGUUUUGGCAAAGUUACUUUGUUGUCAAUUGUUGUAAUGCAAUACAUUCUACUAGCUUUAGAACACGUUAGAGACCUUGUAACCAAUUAUAUACAUGUAUACAAUUUCAUGUCAUUUUAAAGUGUUUCUGCUGUAAACCAUCCUAACAGGUUUAUGUCAAAUUACAUACUCAUACGAAAA